GCUGGAUAAUAAUUGCACCACGCCCAAUGAAUGUAUUUUAUCUUGUUAAAAGUAUCUGGUUAGAGCCUGGGUUUCAACCGAGAUAAAAAUGUGAAUGCACGCUCUACCAAACAAACAUAUAUCCGCAAAGAAUGUUUGCAUCAGCCGAAGACAUCUCGGUAUACGAGAUAUGUAAAUCAUGGGGCAGUAGCCGAAUUGCACACAAACGCUGUAGAUCCGAAAUAGAUGUUUACAUCCUGUAAGUCAAUAGACAGCAGCUUAGAAAAACACCGUUAAUAUCCCCCUCUAAAUCCGAGCGUACUCGUAACUGUAGCAAUUCCAGUACAGCGUGCGGUUUGUGUAUGUUAGUCUAGUCCGCACUGCGUUGCGUUCUGACCCGGCGUGUUUUGGGACCCAGCAGAAUCUGUGUUUCUCCAUGCUCGGGGCAGCAGGAUUGAAUGGAGAGAGCAGUUGGCAGAUGAAAAUAGGACGUGUCAAAUCCGGCGGGCCGGCAGCAAAAUCAUCUUUUUUAUCCCCAUCUGGAUAGUCUCUGAACACUAGAGGAAAGGCUGAAUCUCAAGGAUUACACUUGCCAGCAAGCUGCAAGCUGCCACUGUAGAACAGACCCCCGAAGCUGGGCAUUUUAUAAAUGCAUUCAAUUUUCCUACUAAAUUAUUGAGUGCGGCUAAUAAACAUGCACUACUGCCAUCGAGGAUUUGUAUUUCCUUAACAGUUCAUUUGGAACAAGGAGUAGAAUGAAACAUUGAAGCUGCUGGUUAUCUGAAAUGUUGCAUACAAAAUAUCUUUGUCGAAUUGAGGUUUGGAUACUGAUUUGAGGUCCCAGUCGUCAAGGACUGGAGAAAAUAAUGAGGACUCGAAGGCCAGAAUUCAGCUGUAAUUGUAGCAGCAGGAUCUAUUUUUAAAUGUUUUAAAGGAAUAAUUCAUCAGACUGUAGCAGCCCAGAGGAGGAAUCCGGUUGCACAGAAUCAAACAGUGUUUGCCUGCACAUAUGCCGUUGGGUUACAUGUUAUUCCAAGUUGAACUAGCUCUUCUUAUUGAAACCAUACAGGGAUCUCUCUGUACAGAGCCUUGAAGAACUUCCAGAAUAGACCGAAAUAAACGAAAGAAUCUCACGGGACUUUCUAGUGCUCUAUUAUAUCGUAAUACGAAGAGGAAGCUGCACACUGUUGCGCAUAUAUGAUUCAACAUACAGUACCUUUCUAGACUUUUAAAAAUAUAUAUUUUCAACAUUUAAAUCGCCCAAAUCUUUCUGAAGACAAUUCUUUCAUUUGUCAAAACUUUAAAUACAGAUACAGACUGGUGUUCAUAGUGAACUUGCUGGAAACUGAAUCAAGUGGGUAAACAUGCCUAACUAAAGGGCUGGGAGUGCUCACUGGUAAACAGUUCCUGCCCUGCUGAAGAAGUGGGGUUGUAUUGGCACAAGCUGAACUGCCUGACGUCUCAACCAACCAGCCAAUCAGCAGCAGAGAAGCUGAAAACAGAAGAGCAAAAGCAGGCAUGUGUGCUGCAGUGCAGGAGAGGUAAACCUCCAGCCCUCGUGCAGCAGGCAAAACGGUCAAUCGAAUGGCAACAUGGGCGGGCAGAGGAUGGUGAUUUUUGGGGCUGUGUUCCUGGUGAUGACCCUUCUCAUCCUGUAUGGCUCCAACAGCAGCAACGACUACCACUACACCCCUGUGAGGACCAGCCUGCAUUCUCACAACUUGCCCAGCCUGAAGAAGUGGGAGGUCAAGGACGGCUACCUCCCUGUCUACGGGAACAAGACUAUGAACCUCCACUGUAACCAGUGCGCCCUGGUGACCAGUUCAAGUCACAUCCUGGGCAGCAACAUGGGAGCCAAGAUUGACCAAUCGGAGUGUGUUAUACGCAUGAAUGACGCGCCCACGGCGGGUUACGAGAAAGACGCAGGGAACCGGACCACGGUCCGCGUGGUGGCGCACUCUAGCGUGUACCGGGUGGUCCGCCGGCCACUGGAGUUCCUCAAUAAGACCCCCGACCCUGUGAUCAUCUUCUGGGGGCCCCCCACUAAGAUUAGCAAGGACUCCAAGAGCACGCUCUUCAGGCUCAUCCAGCGAGUCAGCAUGACCUUCAUCAACAUCUCCACCUUCACCAUCGCCCCCAAGUGGAUGCGUCAAUUUGACGAUCUCUUCCACAAGGAGACCGGCCGGGACAGAGCGAAGUCUCACUCUUGGUUGAGCACAGGCUGGUUUACCAUGGUGAUCGCUAUUGAGAUGUGCGACAGCAUUCAUGUAUACGGAAUGGUGCCACCUUACCACUGCGGCACGAGAUCCCAGCCCAGGAAAAUGCCUUACCACUAUUAUGAACCCAAGGGACCUGACGAAUGCGCUACCUUCAUCCAGAACGAGAGAGGACGGAGGGGCAAUCACCACCGCUUCAUCACUGAGAAGCAGGUGUUUGCACGCUGGGCCAAGCUCUACAACAUCACCUUCUCCAACCCACAGUGGUGACAAGCUGUGCAGAUGUGUCCCAUAUCACACAGGGGGGGUGAACUAAGUGUACUUUACAUGGACUUAACAUGGAAGUGUAUGGGGGGUGGGACUGUCCGUGUUUGAGAAUGAAUGCUCUGGUAGAUGUACACUACCUUCCUGAAAGGCACCUUAUCCAACAACCAGCCCUGCUUAGACUUUAUCAGUGGUGUCACCUGUGCUCUUAAUUCAGUGGAUGAGCGAUAGGAAUUAAACGACAGGGAGAGAAAUGCUUGGUAGAAGUAACAGUUGUUCUUUGAUACCUUGAGAAACUCUUCAUUGAUACUUCCCAGCUGUUAACUGAAGAAUACAGUUAAAUUAGUGCCUAGUCCCCAGGCUUUUACUAGGCCAGGGCUUCCCAAAUCGGGAACACCCUUUUAUGGAAAAUACCAGCGCAGUCAAUCAGAAAUCACAAGCAUGUCUGCGGAAUCAAAUGGCCUAAUGAAAUGAUUUCUUCUUGCUUAUUGAUGGCUACAAUGCUUUAGAGGUCAGACUCCAAGUUGGUAUGGCUUCAAGCCUGGUGUUAAUGAGUAUUAGAGUGUGAAAGGAAGAUUUGAAAGGUUUCAGCUAGGGGGGGCGGUCACCUUUUUUAAGAUACAUAGUGUGCAUUACUUACAGCACACUGUUCUACUUUUAGACUUGCUGGUUGCAGAUGUGCGUUGGGUGUGGUAUCAUCUACACUGGAUUACAUUCUGAGCAAAUCUUUAAUGGUAACUAUAUAAUGGAUAAUUACUGUUGAACUUUACAAACAAUAAGAGUGUUCAGUAGAGAACAAGCAGACUUCAGAUAAUCCGUUAAGAGUGUGUGUUUACAUGUAUUGUUUUGUUCAAGGGUCAAGAAGUUUCUACUAAAAUCUACCAUCUCCUGACUACAUCUGAAGGGCCACUAUUCACACAUUUACUCCAGUUUAAAAGUUUGUAAGUGUCACAGAACAGGCUGCAGUGUUUACAAUAGAACACAUGACUUACCGUUGCUGUGUUGUAUUCUACGUGUUCCUGCAACGUCUUUACUUCACAUAUAACCCUCUAAACAUCCCCUGUUUGUGUCUAACCUGUUCAAUCAGAAUCGUGUCUUUGGUAACACCACAGGGGCACGCUGUGAGACACCUACAGUAUGUAGAUAAAAAAUACUAUUUAAUAAGUAGAAGAGUCUCUGAGUUUGAUAUUUUUGAAUGCCUGAGAGUACAGUUCAGUGCCUCCUGCAACAGCUACCAGUCCAAGUGUAACAUCUGUUUUAACCCAUUAAGUACCAAAUACAUUUCUUUGAAAAAAUCAGAACACAAGCUGUGUUUGUGUCAUUUGAUAUACAUUACAUUUAGACUUAACUUUUGCGGUUAACAAAAUUCAAGUAAUUUAUCAUAACAAUAUAGUUAAAGAGAAAAUUCAAAUAACAGGAAGAAGUCAGUUAAAAAUGCUUGAAAAAAAUAAUUCAAAAGUAGCCUGUCGUCAAAUGAGGACAGUGGCACUUAAUGGUUAAUGUAACCUCUACAGUACAUUAAGAUAGGCUGGACCAGAUUUUCAAAGUGUUUCCUCAAAUUCACUUCUAUUUGAAUAGGAGGUUUACAACAUGAAAAACAAGUGAUAUGAUUUGUUAUAAUAUGCUAUAGUUUUGUAAAAUGAACAGGUGUUUUACCUCUUUCAAGAAACAGGGGUUCAUUAAAGACUGGAGUAAACACUUUUGAAAUAUUUAAACUAAAUGGUCAUGUCCUCUCUGCCAUUUAAAACCAGUAAUGGGUGUCUGUGCACUGUAGUCUGUACUUUUUGUAAAACAAAAUUACAUUGAUUUGUCAGGGAAAAUCUUCCGUCUUUGUCACUGGGACCAGAACCUUUUGAACUUUUUGGUGUCCGCAGUGAGCCCUUUUGUUCUUUAACUCGUCAGGAUUUUCAAGAUUAUUGCUCAGUAUGUUUGUUCUUUUUUUAACUGGACAGUAUUUAUUUAUUUGUUUUGUGCUUUUGGGUUUUGUGAUGCAAUUUGUCUUCAUGUUUUUGAAGGUAAUGCACAGUACAAUGUAACAAGCUUCUGGGUGGAAAGUGUUCACAUUAGUACUACAUUUGUAAAAUUAGAAUCAAAUAAACUGGAUGAACCUGUU
Messenger RNA from Acipenser ruthenus (sterlet), 4572 nucleotides. RefSeq names its product alpha-N-acetylgalactosaminide alpha-2,6-sialyltransferase 6-like. Gene Ontology annotation, biological process: oligosaccharide metabolic process; ganglioside biosynthetic process. The transcript is spliced from 7 exons. Gene Ontology annotation, molecular function: alpha-N-acetylgalactosaminide alpha-2,6-sialyltransferase activity. Lineage: Eukaryota; Metazoa; Chordata; Actinopteri; Acipenseriformes; Acipenseridae. Bases 1572 to 2465 code for a protein of 297 amino acids. The record is from RefSeq and is a predicted model, not a curated record.